Molecule: messenger RNA, 1602 nt
Organism: Gigantopelta aegis
Lineage: Eukaryota; Metazoa; Mollusca; Gastropoda; Neomphalida; Peltospiridae
Product: probable flavin-containing monoamine oxidase A
Exons: 11
Coding region: 1-1596 (531 amino acids)
Molecular function (GO): oxidoreductase activity
Source: RefSeq, a predicted model, not a curated record
AUGAGUGAAGAGGAACUUUUUGAUGCAAUUGUUGUUGGCGCGGGAAUAUCUGGUUUGACGGCUGCCUAUCAUUUAAAACAGCGGGAUCCCAAUAUUCGAAUUCUUGUCCUAGAAGCUAAAGAUCGUGUAGGCGGCAGAACACACACCGUCUCCAUCAAGUCGGCUAAUGGCGCCGAUGUGUGGGACCUGGGAGGCCAGUGGGUCAGCAAAUCCCAACCACACAUCAUGUCCCUGUUACACGAGCUGAACCUGGAGACCUACACACAAUUCACUGAGGGCAUAAAGUUCAUGCAACUGGGCGACCACAAGAUUCGAACCUACGACGCCGACAUUCCGUCUCUGUCGAUGUUAGCCUUAUUUGAUCUCCACAGAUUCAUGUCACGGGUGGAUAAAAUGAGAAAAUGUAUAACUGCCGAAGAUCCGUGGAAAUGUAAGAAUGCUAAAAUAUGGGAUGCCAUGACAGUUGAGACGUACAAAAACACUCUUUGGACUAAAGGGGCGUCUGACACGAUCGAUGCCUGUGUGCGAUGUUUGUUGGGAGCAGAGCCAUCCCAAGUAAACUUCUUGUACUUUCUCACAUAUCUGAGCGCAGCUGGAGGUUUAAAACAGUUGGUCGAGGCAACAAAAAAUACAGCACAGGAAAUGAAAGUUAAGGGUGGCACUCAACAAAUAUCACAAAAACUGGCAGCUAUUAUCGACGAGACUUCUGUUAUCCUUAAAAGUCCAGUUGUGAAUAUUAAACAGGAAUCUGAUCGUGUGAUUGUAACAACCACCGCGGGUGGAGUGUAUCAGACUAAACGAGUAAUCAUCACAGUUCCUCCUAGCCUGCUAGGAAAAAUACAGUUUGAACCCCAGCUUCCGGUCUUUAAACAAGACUACGCACGAAGGAUGCCACUUGGGAGCACCAUCAAAAUCAUAGUAACAUUUCAAACGGCAUUUUGGCGGUCAAAUGGUUGGUCGGGAGAAGUUGUAACAAGUGGUGGAUCGAGUACAGUUGAACACUGCGACAGUGGUCCUCUCUGCAUUGUCUACGACGCCACCUCUGCGAAAGAACAACCUGCACUAGUUGCCUUCAUUUCAGCAAGACAAGCAGUGCAAUGGUCACAAUUAAACGCUGAUGAACGUAAACGAGGCGUUUUAGAGUCGCUGUCUCGUUUCUUUGGCCCGGAGGUGUUUACAUAUCUGGACUACAUUGAAAAAGACUGGAGUCGGGAACCUUACAGCGAGGGUGGACCAGUCGGGGUGGCCACCACUGGGGCAAUGCAGUAUUUCUCCAGAUCGCUCAGACAACCAUUUGGAAAGUUGCACUUCGCUGGAACCGAAACAGCAACAAUGUGGUGUGGCUACAUGGAUGGUGCUGUGCAGUCUGGCAUCAGGGCAGCAACUGAAGUUCUCAGAUUGAUCCGUCCAGAUCUGGUCACACCAGAAGACUUGGAUAUUCUAAAUACCCAACAAAAGGGUUGUAACAAGCCAGUGAAACACACAGGACAUGGUAAAGUAGCAAAGUGUGUCCUGACCUUUAGCAUUGUUGCAGCUGGGUUAUUUCUUGUCACAAGGUUUAGCUGCAUACACUCAAAACUGAAAAACAUAUCAUAACCAUCA